Hypanus sabinus (Atlantic stingray) is the source of this 7770-nucleotide messenger RNA. RefSeq names its product neuron navigator 3 (gene nav3). The transcript is spliced from 38 exons. Gene Ontology annotation, molecular function: ATP hydrolysis activity; ATP binding; protein binding. The coding region runs from base 289 to 7200 and encodes 2303 amino acids. Gene Ontology annotation, biological process: neurogenesis; nervous system development. The record is from RefSeq and is a predicted model, not a curated record. NCBI's taxonomy places the organism in Eukaryota, Metazoa, Chordata, Chondrichthyes, Myliobatiformes, Dasyatidae.
GAUUUCGCUCCAGUACAAAUUGAGCUGAACAAAUUCAUUUAGCAAGAAGGGCAGCCGGUGCGCUCUUUGAAUUCUCUCAAGCAGUGUUGUGACGGUGGGCUCCUCUGGCAAGGAGGGUCCCUGUGGAGCUGGGGGAGAUUUCCGUCCUGCUGGUGCACAGCCGUGUGCACUCUCGUGAGGGACAGAGAGGAGCAACUUCGGCAGGACCAGAGCCCUCAGUGAGUGGCGUGUGAGGCUCUUUCCACCUGCUUUGCCAGGAACAAGUAGACGCCACGACGUGGACUGGGCAUGCCCGGGCUCCCGGUCUCCUCCAAGUUGAGGCCACCGGCUGAGAGGCCCAGGCCCGUCCACACCGCACUGCGAAUCCCGCACAACGCCCACGCUGCGGGUCGGCGGGAACCUGAGACCUUGGACAAGCCCGGGGGCACCGGCCAGGUGGGCCACCAACUGGCCUGGAAGUUGACUAGUGACGGCGGAGCCGAGCGGGGUUUCCCGGCGAAGACAAGAGAGAAGGCAGAUAGCAAGAUUUACACUGACUGGGCGAAUCACUACUUGGCAAGGUCUGGCCACAAGCGACUCAUCAAGGAUUUACAACAGGACAUUGCCGAUGGCGUUCUUUUGGCAGAGAUCAUCCAGAUUAUUGCAAAUGAGAAGGUGGAAGCCAUCAACAGUUGCCCGAGGAGCCAGGCCCAGAUGAUUGAGAAUGUUGAUGCCUGUCUCAGCUUCCUGGCAGUGAGAGGAGUUCAUAUUCAAAGUCUCUCGGCUGAAGAGAUUCGGGAUGGAAAUCUGAAGGCUAUCCUGGGACUCUUCUUCAGCUUGUCUCGGUACAAGCAGGAACAGCAGCGGUACCAGGAGCCGUCGGCGGGCAGUGCCGUGGUCUCGCAGCAGAGGGCGCCAGCUGAAAUGCAGUCAAGGCUCCCAGGUCCCUCCAGGGUAGCAAACACAGGCAGUACCACCAAGGUCCAAGGAGCCAACGGCUCGAACAGGCGGAGUCAGAGUUUCAACACCAUUGACAAGAACAAGCCUCUCCAGUAUGCAGCCAGCAGCGAGCGAGAGUCACCUAAAGGUCCAUCUUUACCAGGGGGCAUGAACGGAGCCCCAGCAACUGGAGGGGGCAGUGGGCAGCAGCCGGCCUCCGCCAUUCCUUCCCCCAGCUCCGGCAAAGCAUGGCGUAGCAAGUCGAUGAACGUCAAGCACACGGCCACGGCACCCAUGCUGAGUGUGAAGCCACCGAGCCCAGCCACCUCACCCACCCGCCCGCCCCAUUCUGAAGCUCCCGAAGCCCCCAAAGCUGGCGAGCAAAGGUCUGUGCUGGAGAAGUUCAAGCUGAGCCACGGCAGGUCGCCAUCCCGGCUGCCUGGGUCCUCGAGCGGCACUGGGCCAGUGGUGAUCCCAGAGGGAGGAAGGGAAGAGGGCACACCCUCGGAGGGCGGGGAGAUGGAAGGCAGCCCCAAGGCCCUGCCAAAGGGGCCCGGCCAGCGGGCGGGUGGCAAGGCCCCCAGCCACAAGAAGCCUGCGGCCCAGCUGAAGGACGAGAGGGAGAAGGAGAAGGGCAAGGGGGCUAAGGCCGCCAAGGAAGACAGGGCCAGCGAGGCGCCCAGGAAGAGCUCAAAGAUUGCCAGCCUGAUUCCCAAAGGGGGCAAGGCAGCCGGAGGCAAGAAGGAGUCUUCCAUCCCUGCGUCCAGUGGGAUCCCCAAGCCUGGAUCCAAGACAGUGGCAGCAACAGCAGGGAAGGUGCCGACACCGGGAGCCAAGGAGGCCGAGAAGGUCAAGAGUGCCAAGGGCAGCCCCAGCCACCACCCACAGAAGAGCCCCAGCGAGGGGAAAACUUAUGCAGCCCCCUCGGAGGGGAGGGGCACAGGACCCGCUUCCUCGCCCCCCUCCUCCUCUUCCUCUCCGAGUGCCGUCGGGGUCUCGGGAGGUGCUGGCAGCCAUACACCGGGUAGUCCCAAUGCGCACGUCUACCUGCCUCAUUCUCAGCAGCAAUACAGCCACCCCAACACUGCCACCGUCGCACCCUUCUUGUACAAAACACACUCGGACAGCGAUGGCUCUUCACUACAUAGUGCCGAUGUAAGUGCCAGCCACACAAAACUGGAUUCUGUUUACAACAAGACAGCCAAACAGUGCCUCGAGGAGAUCUCUGGGGAAGACCCAGAGACCAGGAGAAUGAGGACGGUGAAGAACAUUGCCGACCUGCGGCAGAAUCUGGAGGAGACCAUGUCCAGUCUCCGUGGGACUCAGAUAAGCCAUAGCACUUUGGAGACAACGUUCGACAGCACCGUCACCACUGAGGUCAACGGGCGCACCAUUCCCGCUGUCUCUGCAAGGACCUCGGCUAUGGGCUGGCGCUUGGGACAGAACAGCCCUCGGCUACAAGCUGGAGAUGCCCCUUCCCUGGGUAGCGGGUACCCCCCGCCGCGGGCUGGCGCUGGACGCCUCCUCCACCCCGACGGCCCGCGCUAUGCCUAUGGCGCACCCCUCCGCCGGACAGCCGGCUCCAGGGUCUGCAGCGUCCCCCAGUCAGAUCUGGUAGAAAGGGGGGGCGGCCCCGAGUUUGAUUCGGCGCUCGGCAAUGCAGACGCGACUGGUUACAUGAGCGACGGCGACCUGCUGGGGAAGAACGGCAGAGCCGAUGACAUUGGCAGCGGGUACAUGACCGACGGAGGCCUUAACCUGUACACUCGGAGCAUGAACCGGAUCCCGGAUGUGUCAGCGACACGUGACAUCAUACAACGAGGCGUGCCUGAUGUGACAGGAGAUGGUGAUAGCUGGGAUGACAGCAGUUCAGUCAGCAGUGGUCUCAGUGACACACUCGACAACCUUAGUACUGAUGACAUGAACACCACCUCAUCCAUCAGCUCUUACUCGAACAUCACUGCAUCUUCCAGGAAGAAUACCAGCACUCAGCUCAAAGCAGACUCAGAAAAGCACUCGAUGUCAGAAAAUGAAGCAGCUUGGAGCGGGGAGGAGCUGAAGAAAUCUGAGGACGGAGCAGAGAUAGCAAAGAUGGAGCCAAACGAGAAGUGGAAGAGGAACCCCUCGGACCUGUCUGAUGACUCCGAGAAGGGGCAGAGACCCACAUUGUCUUUGUCCCAGACCGGAUCGUGGAGGCGGGGGAUGACGGCACAGGGAGGGGUACCCACUCCUCGGAGCAAGGCUACACCCCUCCCCUUAAAGCCAGUUGGUAAGAUGGAUGAUGCCAAAGUGUCAGAGAAAGGGAAGGUGGCCCUGAAAGGGACAGCCACGAAUUCUCCACCUGAGGCUGGCAGGAGUAGCGGCGAUGAGGGCAAAAAGCCGCCCUCGGGGAUGGCACGGACGCCCACCGUCUCCUUCGGCUUCAAGAAGGCUGGAGUUAGCUCGUCCGUCGGCACGACCGCCAGCGGGGUGACGGUGAGCAGCGGGUCCGCUACCCUUGGCAAGGUGCCCAAGUCCUCCGGCAUCCCCAGCAAGCCCGGCUCAGCCAGGAAGACCAGCCUGGAUGGAUCUCAGAACCAAGACGAUGGGAUCUUGCUGGUUAGCUCCCGGACCAACCUGCAGUACCGCAGCCUGCCCCGGCCGGCUAAGUCUAGCGUGGGCAGCACGAGCGGCCGCUGCAGCCAGCGCUCCAGUGCCAGUAACGUCGAGGGUGGCACAAAGGGGCCACCCGCUGCCCCCUCCUCCAAGCUCAGAGAGCCGUCUAAAGUGGGCUCUGGGCGCUCCAGCCCCAUCGGCAGCGCCGGCCCAUCCGAGCGGGAGAGGGCGGCAGUGUCCGAUCCAGAGAGCGCCUCUCUGUCAACCUCGCCCAAGUCCAGCCCCCCUCCCUCUACAGCUGGCGGGGCACCGGGGCUCAGGCAGCAGGCAUCCAAAUACCCCGACAUCUCAUCACCUACCUUUCGCAGGCUGUUUGGCACAAAGGUUGCUGGCAAACCAGUCAGCGGGUCUGGCUCGGAAUCCGCAAAGAGCCCCACCAUUGUCUCCAGCCCCCAUGGCUCGCUGUCUCGCCAGGGCAGCCUGGAGUCACCGUCGACCGGUCCGGGGGGCCUGACUGGAGCGGGGGGCAAACCAGCAGAGCAGGCAGUGGAGGGAAGCGGCCAGAGCCCCUCGUUGGCCUCCAGUCCCGCUUCCCUCCAUUCGCUGCCUUCCAGCGGGCACCAGCUGCCCGCCAGCCUCAGCAGCUCCCCUGGCGGCAGCAAGGAUACCCUCAGCUACCCCUCGCUGACCAGCCUGCACACCAGCUCAGAGUCCAUCGACCUGCCACUCAGCCACCAUGGCUCGCUCUCUGGCCUGACCACGACGCCCAAGGGGGAGGUACAGAAUCUGCUACUGAGGGCAGGGAGUGUCAAGUCAACUCUCUCUGAAAGUCCCUUCUGUUUCCUUGUGACUUCUCCCCACUGCCGCAGGGUCACUCGGCCUUGGAAGCAGGACAGUUUGCAACUUGAUCGAAACACGCUACCUAAAAAGGGACUGAGGUACACACCAUCAUCUCGGCAAACAAGCCAAGAGGAGGGCAAGGAGUGGCUUCGAUCUCAUUCCACUGGAGGUCUUCAGGACACUGUCAGUCAGUCGCCUCUCCCCUCACCCUCUGCUAUCUCCUCUCCUUGUAGUGGGAUCUACACCUUCACUCAUUUAGGUCCCAGCAUGAUGCGCUCAAACAGCAUUCCGACGCAGGAUUCCUCCUUUGACCUGUACGGAGACUCCCAGCUGGGCGGAAGUGCCAUUUCCCUGGAAGAAAGACCGAGGACAAUGAGCAGAUCUGGAUCUUUCCGAGGCAGCAUGGAAGAAGUCCAUGGAUCGUCUCUAUCUCUGGUUUCAAGCACAUCAUCUCUUUACUCCACUGCUGAAGAAAAAGCACAUUCAGAGCAAAUUCGAAAACUUCGAAGGGAACUGGAUACUUCCCAGGAGAAGGUUGCUACUCUCACCUCCCAACUCUCAGCCAACGCUCAUCUCGUGGCAGCCUUUGAGCAAAGCCUAAGCAAUAUGACCUCGCGACUGCAGAACCUCACAAUGACAGCUGAGCAGAAGGAAUCGGAAUUAACGGAACUGAGAGAGACAAUCGAAAUGCUGAAGAGGCAAAACUCAGCAGCACAAGCAGCCAUUCAGGGUGCCUUGAAUGGGCCUGAUAAUGCAAACAAAGACAUACGGAUUAGAAGACAACAUUCUUCAGACAAUGUUUCAAGCGUCAACAAUGCGGCCAGCCAUGCAAGCAUGGGGAAUGCGAAUGACAUGGAGUCGAAGAAAAAGAAGAAGAAACAAAGUUGGCUGAGAAGCUCGUUCAAGCAAGCUUUUGGUAAAAAGAAGUCUUCAAAGUCUAACCCCUCCCACUCAGACAUCGAAGAGAUCCCUGACCCCUCACUGGCAUCAUCACCGAAACCCCACCAAGAAUCAACAGAAGCUGGAGGCUUAAGACCAUCACACUCAACAUCUGCGAUCUGCGAAUGCACGGAGUCGGAGGCUGAGGCCAUUGUCCACCUCAAGAGUGAGCUGCGGGAGAAGGAGCUGAAGCUGACUGACAUCCGGCUCGAAGCUCUGAGUUCGGCUCAUCACCUCGAUCAGAUCCGAGAGGCCAUGAACAGAAUGCAGAAUGAGAUCGAGCAACUUAAAGCAGAGAAUGAUCGCCUGAAGUCGGAAACAGGUAGCAGUGGGGCAGCCCGCACACAAUCCCGGUCUUCAACUUCCUCUUCCUCCUCCUCUUCCCGCCAGUCCUUGGGACUUUCCCUGCAAAACCUCAACGUCACAGACUCUAUGACAUCAGACAUCCUACUUGACGAAGGGACAGAUGGAAAAUUUCGGAAGGAAUGCUGUAACGUCAGGAUUAUGAUCUGUUUGAACAAACAGCUCAACCGAACCAAGGAUGAAAAGACGCCUCAGUAUCUGAUUGGCUCCAUUGGAGUCAGUGGAAAGACAAAGUGGGAUGUUCUUGAUGGUGUUAUUCGUCGAUUGUUCAAGGAGUAUAUUUUCCGUCUGGAUCCGUCUACCAGCCUGGGUCUGUCCACUGACAGCAUAGUCAGCUACAAUGUAGGUGAUAUCGUAAGAUCCUACAACAUGGAGUUACCUGAGCUUCUCCCUUGUGGGUACCUGGUUGGGGAUAGCAACGUCAUCACAGUGAAUCUUAAAGGUGUGGCGGAGAACAGCGUGGACAGUUUGGUGUUUGAGGCCCUCAUCCCAAAGCCCACCAUGCACUGUUAUCUCAAUAUACUACUGGAACAUCGGAGGAUCAUACUCUCUGGACCCAGCGGGACUGGGAAAACCUACCUGGCCAAUAAAUUGGCCGAGUUCCUGGUGAAUAGAUCUGGGCAGGAUGUCAGCAACGGGUCAAUAGCUACAUUCAACGUGGACCACAAGUCCAGCAAGGAAUUGCGCCAAUAUCUGUCAAGUCUGGCCGAACAGUGUGCUGCUGCGGAUAAUGGAUCUGAGCUUCCGCUGGUAAUAAUCCUCGACAAUCUCCAUCAUGUUGGUUCUCUGAGUGACAUCUUUAAUGGAUUCCUCAACUGUAGGUACCACAAAUGUCCAUAUGUCAUUGGAACGAUGAACCAGGCUGUCUCCUCAUCGGCCAACUUGGAGCUUCAUCAUAACUUCAGGUGGGUGCUGUGUGCCAAUCAUACAGAACCCGUGAAGGGAUUUCUGGGUCGCUACUUGCGUCGUAAGCUGAUUGAGACUGAAAUUGACAAAAACAUGCGCAACAAUGACCUCCUGAGAAUUAUCGACUGGAUUCCCAAAGUGUGGCAGCAUCUCAAUGGCUUCCUGGAAUCUCACAGUUCUUCUGACGUGACCAUUGGUCCCCGUCUCUUCCUCUCCUGCCCUCUGGAGGUGGAUGGUUCCAGGGUAUGGUUCACGGAUCUGUGGAACUAUUCUCUAAUCCCUUACCUUCUGGAAGCUGUUCGAGAGGGUCUUCAGCUGUACGGUACCAGAGCAGAGUGGGAGGACCCUUCCCGCUGGGUGCUGGACACAUACCCAUGGACCAGCUGCUCCCUUCAGCAGGACUGGCCAUGUCUUCUCCAGCUGCGGCCUGAAGACGUUGGCUACGAUGGGCACGUCUCCACCAAGGAAGGGGGCUCCUCCAAGCACGUUCCUCAGAGUGACAGCGACAGAGACCCAUUGAUGAACAUGUUGAUGAGACUCCAGGAGGCAGCCAACUACUCGAGUGCACAGAGCUGUGACAGCGACAGCACGAGUCACCACGAUGACAUCCUGGAUUCGUCUUUGGAGUCGACUCUCUGAAGCAGGGGUCGGAACGGCGGACUGCUCAUCAGAAACCCAAACCUGCCACCCGUGUCUACUGAUGCUGCGAGGCAGCAAACGAGAGCUCAGUGCCAAGGCCGGUCUGCAGAUUGCAUGGGAACAGGGGUGUUUAGAGAGAGCUUGUACAACCUGAACAAUCUGUGUUGGACUGCACGCUAGCAGGCACAGACUCAGCAUGGUUGGAACGCAGGUUGGAUUUGUGGGUGUUUGUAUGAAUAAAAUACCACACACACAUGUACACAUGUGUAUAUAUACACACACACACACAUACACAAAUGCAUUCACACACAGAUGCACACAAACACAUGCAGACGCACGCACGCACACACAUACACAAAUGCAUUCACACACAAACACACGCAAACACACACAGACGCACACACACACGCACGCACACACACAUACACAGAUGCAUUCACACACAGAUGUACACAAACACACACAGAUGCACACAAACACACGCACUCACACACACACACACACACACACACACACACACACACACACACACACACACACACACACACACACACACACACACACACACAC